Pyricularia pennisetigena is the source of this 1119-nucleotide messenger RNA. RefSeq lists its product as uncharacterized. The transcript has a single exon. Bases 1 to 1119 code for a protein of 372 amino acids. NCBI's taxonomy places the organism in Eukaryota, Fungi, Ascomycota, Sordariomycetes, Magnaporthales, Pyriculariaceae. The record is from RefSeq and is a predicted model, not a curated record.
AUGCCUCUUCAGCUUCCCGCCCCGAAGACUCCCCUGCAUCUCUACCGACACCUUCUCCGCGAAGCUUCAUACCUUCCUCCCGUGAUCCGGCCAUGUUUUACCGAGCGGAUUAUCUUCGUGUUCCGACGACACCGGAACGAUUCAGAACCGAUGGCUCGAAUUCGCAAAGGCACACAGAAGCUUCGUACCCUGCGAGCUGCAGUCGCUGGAGACCGUGACAGCCUGGAAAAGGUCAUCCAAAUUGGGUUUGGUCGCAUCGGCUUCCGUCGUCGACAGCUUCUGUCAGACUUUUUACAUCGGGAGCCGCCCCAGGAUAGCACUGCCCUGCAAGAGUUUCUGGACUGGAAGUUGGGCAUCGGGCCCGCUCCUAAGCACCUUAUGAAGUUUCGUGCUCGAGAGGGCCAGGAUGAUCUGACGUACGACUGGCUGGAUGGCUGGGAUACCGACAAGCUCACUGUUUUGUUGAAAGCCCAGGCGGACGUCGCUAAUCCGCCAAAAACCGUCGAGAUCAGGACUAAACGGUUUGAACCAUACUCCAGGGUACCCGAGCUGAACGGCUAUGGCCUCCCCUUUCCUCCGAAACCAGCUCGCACAAAAGUCAAAAAUUUCUGGAAGGUCUAUGCAGAGAAAGCACUCCCGCCCGUUCCAAAAGAGGAGUGGAAUAUACUGCGAGAUCUCGCCCAUGGAAAGGAUAUGGCGCGCGGGCAAGUGCUACCAAGGAGACCAGUGGCUGGCCUUGGUCAGGACAUUGAUCUAGAACUUGCAAAGCAGUCAUGGGACAUGGAGAACUACCUCUUGCAGCCGGCCCGCUGGGUCGAUCGCAAGUCAUCUCAUAAGAGGGUAUUGUUCACUGGCAUACCACAGCCCAAUGACGAGCUGGGACAUGCACCAGAGGGAUUAUCCUCUCAGUUGACUCCUCGGAACAUGCGCCGCAUCUACGGGGCAGUUUGGCGCCUGACCCCUUUUAUAGAAAAGCAGGAUGGUUCAGCUUCUGGUUGGAAGGUGACGUUUGGCCAGCCACGUACUAUUAAGAACAACAACGCAUCACAAACUUGGCAUCAAGUGUUCCAAGGUGUGAAUCAGGAUGGUGUCCCUAUAACGGAAACAGCGGCGACAUGA